Molecule: messenger RNA, 2201 nt
Organism: Fukomys damarensis (Damara mole-rat)
Lineage: Eukaryota; Metazoa; Chordata; Mammalia; Rodentia; Bathyergidae
Gene: Il23r
Product: interleukin 23 receptor
Exons: 10
Coding region: 24-1916 (630 amino acids)
Biological process (GO): cytokine-mediated signaling pathway
Cellular component (GO): external side of plasma membrane
Molecular function (GO): cytokine receptor activity; protein binding
Source: RefSeq, a predicted model, not a curated record
AGGGCUCUUUCCCGUUUCCGGGAAUGAAUCAGGUGGCGACUCGACUGGACGUGUUCAUAGCCCUUUACGUGCUCUUCAGCUGGUGCCAUGGAGGAAUUACAAAUAUAAACUGCGCUGGCAACGUGUGGGUAGAACCAGCCACAGUUUUUAAAAUGGGUAUGAAUAUCUCUAUAUAUUGCCAAGCAGCCAUUAAGAACUGCCAACCGAGGAAACUUCAUUUUUAUAAAAAUGGCAUCAGAGAAAUAUCUCACACCUCGAGGCUCAACAAAACAACAGCUCAUCAGUGGUACAAGAACUUUCUGGAACCCCGCGCCCUCGUGUACUGCACUGCAGAGUGUCCCGGACGUGCGAAGGAGACGCUGGUGUGUGGAGAGAACAUUUCUUCUGGAUAUCCUCCGGACGCCCCCGAGGAGGUGACCUGUGUUUUCCGCGAGUCCUCGGCCCACCUGAUGUGCAGCUGGGCCCCGGGCAGGCCCACCCAUCUGGACACAGAGUUCCAGGUGCGCGUGCAGAGUUUGGAGACAGGAGAAGAGCGACGGUAUCGCCCCUUGAGAUGCCCCAUGGACAUCUCUGUGGAUGCACUGCCGGCAGGCAGGAAGUACCGGGUUUGGGUCCAGGCUGCGAACGCACUCGGCAUGGAGGAGUCUAAACCCUUGCAAGUUUACCUGGAAGACGUAGUGAUCCCGGCCGCGUCCGUCAUCUCCGGGGCCGAGACCCUGAACGCCACAGCUCCCAGAACCGUCGUUCACUGGCACAGCGACACGGCGCUGGAGGCGGUGUCCUGCGAGCUGCGGCACAAGGCUGCCGCCAACCACACGUGGACGGUUACAGAAUUGGACACCAACAUCACGUAUGCACAACAGUCCGAAUUCUUCUUGGAGCCAGAUCUUAGUUACGUGUUUCAAGUGAGGUGUCGAGGAACAGGGAAGAGGUUCUGGCAGCCCUGGAGCGCACCCUUUUACCACAAAACACCUGCGACAGCCCCCCAGGUCACCCCGCGGCCCCUGCAGCGUGGCGCUCGGGACUCAGACUCCGGGCUCCUGGUCGCUUCCGUCUUACAGAGUCACCUGACUUCCGACAACAGGCAAGAUGUUGGACUUUUAUCCGGAAUGCUCUUCUUCGCCGUCACGCUGUCAAUCCUUUCUUUGAUCGGGAUAUUUAACAGAUCGCUGCGAACCGGAAUUACAAGAAAAAUCUUACUGCUGAUACCCAGGUGGCUUCAUGAACAGAUCCCUAACAUAGAGAACAGUAACGUUGUGAAAAUGCUACAGGAAAAAAAUGAAUUUGUUAAUAAUAAUUCCAGUGAACAAGUCCUUUAUGUUGAUCCUGUGAUUACAGAGAUAAUAGAAAUUUCCCCCUCAGAAGACCACAAGCCCGCAGAUUACAGGAAGGAAAUGAAAACAGGAGCCCAGGACAUGAAAGCAUCACUGUUCACCAAGAGCAAUGUGGUGUACAUUCCUGAUCUCAGCGCUGGUUACAAGCCCCAGAUCUCAAAUUUCCUCCCUGGGAGAAACCAUGUUAGCAACACAGAUGAAAUCGAUCCCUCUGCCCCUCAACCAGCAGUGGACUCCUUAGACCUAGGAAAGAAUGCCAGGUUUAAAAAAUAUCCUCAGCUUGCUUUUUCUGUCUCCAGUAUGAAUUCACUAAACAACACACUAAUUCUUGAAGAAUUAAGCCUUAUUCUCAGCCAAGGCGAAUGCAGUCCUCCUGACGCACAGAACUCAGUUGAGGAUGAAAGCACCGUGCUUUUAGAGUGUGAUUCACCCAGGGAAUCGCUCCCAGAACAAACCCUAUUGCCGGAUGAAUUCGUCUCCUGCUUGGGGAUCAUGAAUGAGGAGUUGCCAUCAGUUAACCCUUACUUUCCACAGAGUAUCUUGGAAAGCCACUUCAAUAGGAUUUCACUCUUGAAAAAGUAGAGCUCGUAGCCAAAGUCCAUAUGGGAAAGCUGCCUUGGAUUGGGAGGUUGGAUCUCCCCCUCAAGAGAAAUGUAAUCUGCCUCCAAGAUCCCAAAGUGGAACUUGCUUUGUGGUCACAAAAACAAAAACAAAAACGAAAUCAGCAUUAGUACGGAAACCAACACAUUUUUUAAAAAAUCAAACUACUUCCUCUUCCUAUUUUCCUUCAUUGAAAUGUACAGAGUAGCUCUGCUGUGUCAAGGAAGGAUAAGUAACACAAGAUGUACAGUGGUGAAAUAAAUACCA